GAAGAGAGGAGUGCAGUGAGAGAGAAACACGUAAACGAAUAGAGUCCAAGUGUGGAACGAAGGAUACAGGGGCGAACACGCCGCUUCCACUCACCACUACCGCCACAAUCUCAUUUCUCAUUCAUCCAUCAAUUAAACGACUUUUCCAUUGGCUACACGUCGCCCUCCUUCAUUUGGAUAGACAUAGGCCGCCACUUUUGUUCUUUCAAGGGACUCUAUAGCUGAUUUAGUUUGUACCCUUAUUCCCAAAAUGGAGUCUUCUCCAGCUACCGGAUUCAGCUUGGAAGGGAUUGACGAUGUUUACGAUUUUCCAUGGCAGAAUGAGGAAGGAUCAUCAAUGUCGUUGGAGAGGUAUGGCCAUCUCUACGACCUCAUGCAAAGGGGAAACACGGCAUUUCGUGAAGAUCGAUUGGAUCAGGCAAUUGAAUUAUACUCAAGAGCUAACCACAUUAAGCCUGGUGAUUCUAUUAUUCUGAGCAACCGAUGUGCUGCCUAUCUCCGGAUUAGCCAAUUUCUCAGAAGCAGGUCUCCUUCGGCUUCAGAAUAUAGGCCAUUGAAUGGGUUGGAUCCAACAACCCAUGCUGGGCUUGCACUGAAUGAUGCGGAGAAGGUGAUGAAUCUACAUAAUAAUUCAGCAGCCUCCUACAUUCUUAAGGCUAAUGCUCUUAUUCUGUUGGAAAAGUAUGAGCUGGCUCAAGAUGUUAUUCGCUCAGGCCUUCAGAUUGAUCCCCAAAGCAAUGCUCUUUCAAAUUUAGAGAAGAAAAUAGCCAAUACUUUUUUGAGGAGAAGCCAUUCCAAUCCUCAACGAACAGAUGAUUAUGAUUGCACUUUAUGUUUGAAGUUACUGUUCGAACCAAUCACAACUCCUUGUGGGCAUUCUUUCUGUCGGUCAUGCCUGUUUCAGACUAUGGACCGAGGCAACAGAUGUCCCCUGUGUCGUACUAUUUUGUUUAUUAGUCCCAGAACAUGUGCAAUCAGUGUCACAUUAAACAACAUCAUAGAGAAGAGCUUUCCAGAGGAAUAUGCAGAGAGGAAGUUGGAGCAUCUCAGUUUGACAAACCCUGGUCCUGAUUUGUUGCCUCUUUUUGCCAUGGAUGUUAUCCUACCGUGCCAGAAGUUACAGCUUAACAUUUUUGAACCACGUUAUAGACUUAUGGUGAGGAGGAUAAUGGAAGGAAAUCGCCGGAUGGGAAUGGUUGUGAUUGACCCAUCAACUGGUUCAGUCGUUGAUUAUGCAUGUGAGGUGGAGAUUACGGACUGUGAGCCUCUUCCAGAUGGACGUUUCUUUUUAGAGGUUGAAAGCCGGAGGAGAUGUUGUAUCAUUCGAAAUUGGGAUCAAGACGGAUACCGUGUCGCCGAGGUUGAGUGGGUGAACGACACAUAUCUGCCAGAGGGAAACGAGAGAAAUGAUUUGCUGGAGAUGACAAAUAAGGCAGCAGUUUUUGUUCGCCAAUGGAUGAAGGAGGCACAAGAAGCCGCACAAGGGGAUAGAAUAAGGCUCGCGGAGCUUUUUAAAGCAGAAGGAUUGAUACCAUCCACACGUGAUCCCGAGCGCUUCAGUUUUUGGCUUGCUACAUUGACAAACCGUAGGCCAUCAGAGAGACUAGAGCUUCUUCGGCUUAGAGAUACUCGGGAGAGAAUUACAAGGUGUCUUCUUUUUAUGAAGGCGGAAGAGCAAGGAUGUAGGUUGAUUUGGCAGUGAGAGGCAAUUCAACAUUGUGUGACAUUGUAUUAUUUCACAAUUUGAUUGUUGGCAUUCUUUCUGUUUAAGAGGCUUAUUCAUAUUAUUCAUCGAUGAUCCACAUAGCAGUGGAUCUUACUCACCUUUAAAGUUUAAACUGUGGGAAAUGGUAUACUGUAAAAAUCAAAGACUAGUUAACAACAUACACUAAAUAGUAUAGCAAUCCAUUUUUGGAA
Messenger RNA from Salvia splendens (bonfire salvia), 1917 nucleotides. Its product is annotated as LON peptidase N-terminal domain and RING finger protein 1. Gene Ontology annotation, molecular function: ubiquitin protein ligase activity; protein binding. The coding region runs from base 251 to 1702 and encodes 483 amino acids. The transcript is spliced from 18 exons. NCBI's taxonomy places the organism in Eukaryota, Viridiplantae, Streptophyta, Magnoliopsida, Lamiales, Lamiaceae. The record is from RefSeq and is a predicted model, not a curated record.